Messenger RNA from Carassius gibelio (silver crucian carp), 5141 nucleotides. RefSeq names its product nerve growth factor receptor b (gene ngfrb). Bases 322 to 1623 code for a protein of 433 amino acids. The record is from RefSeq and is a predicted model, not a curated record. Gene Ontology annotation, cellular component: plasma membrane; cell surface. Gene Ontology annotation, biological process: Rho protein signal transduction. NCBI's taxonomy places the organism in Eukaryota, Metazoa, Chordata, Actinopteri, Cypriniformes, Cyprinidae. Gene Ontology annotation, molecular function: nerve growth factor binding; death receptor activity; coreceptor activity. The transcript is spliced from 6 exons.
GAGGGGGUGAAUCUGUCUUUUCAAAGCUGUAUCAGUGGACAAGAGCACUUGCACAUAUUGCAGUUGCGUCUCAUUUAUGAAGAGCCUCGCACCACAACCUUCAAAAGAAUUCAUCUGGAAAAACCACUCUCAGUUCCAGGAUUGCUCAAUAACACAGCACGCUUAUCUGUGAAAGUUCAGCGGACACGCAUGAGGAUCAGAGCGAUUUCAUGCUUUGAUUCUGCGAGGGAACUAUGAUGCUGAAUGUAUUAUUUCAUAGCGCAUGUAAAGAGUGAAUAAUCCAUCCGCGGUCAUCUUCACCCAGGACGCCCUUCAUCCAGCAUGCUCACUGCGACUCUACUAGUUCUUCUCGUGGGCAAAGUCUUGUCUACACGGGACUCAUGUCCUUCAAGGUCGUUCACGAACAGUGGGGAGUGCUGCAAACAGUGCCAACCCGGUGAAGGGAUGGUGCAGCCCUGCGGAGCGACACAGACAGUGUGUGAACCGUGUCUUGACAGCGAGACAUUCUCUGAAAACUUCAGCCACACGGAGAAGUGCCAGCCGUGUACACCGUGUUCUAAAUACAUGCGCAUGCUGACGCCCUGCACUGAUGCCAACAACGCAAUGUGUGUCUGCGACUAUGGGUUCUUCUUCAGCGCAGUGACGGGCCGCUGUGAGACCUGCACGGUGUGUCCUCUGGGCCAUGGUGUGCUGAGAGGCUGUAAUUAUGACAGUGACACGGUGUGUGAGGAGUGCUUGGAUGACACGUAUUCAGAUCAGGAGACCUCUUUUGACCCCUGCAUGCCCUGCUCCGUCUGCGAUGAGCCUGAGUUGGAGUUGACAAGCUGCACACCUUUCAGUGAUGCUGUCUGCCAAGAUGUAGAUCCUCCUGACACGUCAAGCUUUCCUUCUUCUCCUCUUCCAUAUGUUACACCUUUCCUUCCUCCUUUUUUUUCUCCCUCUUAUUCUUCUUCUCCUGCUCCAUCAGUUGUCUCGUAUACAGACAAGUCUCCUCCUGACAGUCCUACGGAGAGCGUGACCACGGCUGACCCUGGGCUGAAGAAACUUGGGCUGAGCAAAAACCUCAUUCCCAUCUAUACCUCCAUACUGGCUGCAGUUCUGUUGGGCCUGGUGGCCUUCAUCAUCUUUAAAUGGUGGAACAGUUGUAAGCAGAACAAGCAAGGAGGCAAUAACAGAGCGUGCAGUACAAACCCCAGUCAGACCCCUUCUCCUGAGGGAGAGAAACUCCACAGUGACAGCGGUAUCUCAGUGGACAGUCAGAGCUUACAGGAGGGCCAAGGGCCUCUACAUACAGUGGUCAAGAUAGAUGGAGGUUCGGCCCUGUCGUUGCCCUUACACACACGGGAGGAGGUUGAGAAAUUGCUAAAUCGUACCUGUGAAGGGGAGGAGUCAGGAGCUAAUGAGGAAACUGAUUGGUGCAGUCUGGCAGGGCUACUUGGAUACAAAGAAGAACACAUUGCUAAUUUCAAGCAGGAAGAGAGGCCCAUCCAGGCCCUUCUGUCUCACUGGGCGAGUCAGGAUUCGGCUAACAUUGAUGCACUGUGCACAGCACUGAAGAAGAUCAAUAGGGAGGAUAUCGCGCAGAGCCUCACAGUUAAACCAACUGCUACAUCUACUGUAUGAAUAAAAAACAAGAGCUUGCAAACACACACAUGCUUCCAAGCUGCAGAUGCCGAAAUACACAUCUUACAUUGCCUUCAGCAUAAUUCAAUGUUGAUGUAUCACCUGUGAAGUUGAUGUAUCACUAUAUCCUUAACUUUAGGCUGUAGGCUAAAGAGCAGUUUCCCUUUACCUUUGAUUAUUGUUUGCAUGUUCCUUUAAUUUGAGAAAAGCCAUAUGGAUUUGAACAUGGAUAUUCACUUCUUUCCUGAAGAGAAUUCACCAUAAAUGACUCAUCAAAUCAAAAUCAUUCAUUUUAUGUUUAACACAUUUCAGCAUAACAACUAUACAAACUACACAUCACAGCUAGCUUUAGCCUACAGAUUAUUCCUCCUUAGUAUGUUUAAAUGUUUUUAUUUAUUAUUUUUUUAGCAUUCUUUAAUUCCAUUUUUCUGCAUCUAUACAGGAAACUCUAUGUAACAUCCAUAAUGUAUAUGCUAUUGAUGUGUCAAAUGUGGCCAGUUCAGUCAUUGUCUAUGCAUUGAGUGUACCAUUACCACAAACCAUAUGCCGUCAGAGUUUGACCCCUGACCUCACUUGUAUACAGUAAAUACAAUACAAUACAACCAGAGACAGUAUGAGAAGAAUCAGUCAUAGAAAAAUGAAUAACAGGAAUCACUACACUCUAUAUGAAGACUGUAGAAAUUUUGAAAAUUGACAGUUUUUCAGUGUCAUGUGAGCUAAAGAAGCUAGAUUUAUGCUGCCACUAUUGUCAGAUAUUUGUUUAAUUUGAUUGUAAACUAAACCAUGAGCCCUGAUUUACUACUUGCUAGUGCUAGUCACUUAUAAGGAAGAGGGACAUUCUCAUUUUAGAGAGCAUUGGAUUGGACAAAAAUUUUUUUUUUGUAAAACUCAGUAUUUUCUGUGGCUGAAAUAUGGUUAAAAUAUCUGCCAUUUUUUUAUUUGAAGCAUUUUAAUUUGGGUUGACUUAAAUUACAGCCAAAUUGAAAUAUUUAUAAAUAUUUAUACAUAGGCCAAAAUGCUACUUAAUGCCUUUUUACAACUUAUUUCCUUCAGUAAAUAAAGUGUAUAAUAAUUCUUAAGGUGAACUAGAUUUUUGCAGUUUAUUUGCCCAUGGGUAGUUGUUUAUUGGCCCAAGUUAAAAGAGCCAAACCACAAAUAUCUCGCAUUCUAGAACAUUCAACAGUCAACAAUUUUGAGAACACAGAAGAACUAGGAGAACAUCUCAAAGAAUAUAAAUAUAUACAUUUUCUGCUUACUCUUAUGUUAGACUCUAUGAUUCAGCAGCAUGUUAAUGGAUAUAGUAACAAAAAAUUGAAGCGAUCCAAUAUAACAAUUUGUGCAACUGAUAUAUUUGGUUCAAUUACUGUCUUUGGUAUAGGAUAGAGUUGUUUUUAGAUGAAAGGAAGAAAUCAAUUCAAAAUAAAUCUCCAGGGCUUUAUAAUGUCUCAGGGUUUGUGUGGAGAUAUGGCCAUCUGUCACUGUUCCAUAUUAUUUCUAUGUUGUCUAUAUCCGUGGCCUUAUAAUGGAGUGUUAUAAUUGAGGUUGCAGGAAGCACUAGCUGAUCUUCUGAACUUCAGCACAGACAUUUGCAGAGAUGGGAGAAAUGUUUGAUGUACUUAUGCAAAAGAUAUGGAACAACAUUAAAAUUCUCUAGCUGCAUGAUUGUCAGUAUUCAUAGAUUCUUGUGAUGUUCAUUCAGUUUAAAAAGUGAUGCAGCUGAGCCUAAAUAAUGAGGAAAGAUUGUUUUCAACUUUUUGGCCAUACAUUUUUGGAAAAAUGCAAACACACUGUAAUCUGUAUCUUUGAAUGAAGGCAUUCUCCCUUUCUGGAUGUGAUUUUGGUAACACUUUAUAAUACAUUUAUAAAUAAUUAACUAACAUUAUAUAAUGCUUAACAAUUCAUUAGUUUAAAUAUCAAAUAGCGAGAAAUAUAAGAUAACGCCCUUGUUAAUGUAUACUAAGAAACUUACUAAACAUUACCUAUAUGAUUAUUUAUUCCAAAUCGAAAUGCCAGUAAUCUUUCAGUUCAUAUCAUCUUCAUUAGUUGGUCUUUGUUUGUUUAUUAUUAACUUUUUUUUUUUUUUUUUUUUUUUUUUUUGCAGUACUUAAUCUAGUGGAAAUCCACUUAAUCUAAGUGUAAACUUUUCAUCAUUUGCAAAUGUUUAUAAAUGUUUAAUAAUCAUUAAUGCCUUUAUGAGCAGUAAUCUCAAUGGCCAAAAGUGUACCAAAAGACCUGAAUUGACCCUAUUGACACAUCUUCACUAAUAAUUUAUUUAUCAUUUAUUCGUGUUUUUGUAGUAGCCAAUCUAGUUGGAACUAUUCAUAAUUUGUAAAUGUUUAUGAACAAUUAAUAAUCAUUUAGUAUCUUAAUGGGCAUUGGAAUUAUAGUUAAUGUAGCAAGGUUUCUGUAAAUGGUGGCUGGUUAAGAUCAACUAAAUGCUUGCUAAAGACAUAACACAUUGAAUCUUUGGUGCAAAAAAACAACAAAUCACAUUAGUAUACUUCUCUUCAGUAUAUAAUCAAACAGGAUAUUCCUUGAAUAGUAAAUAAAAAAGAGGAAAACAAGUAAUUUUUUUUUACUUUUAUCAAAACAAAAUAAUAUAAAUAGACUGAACUAUGUUCCCUUAUAAUAAUCAAAGUGACCCCGUACACUGUUUACCCUUCAGCCAACCCUUAAACAUACCCAAACCACCAAACCUGUCCCUAACCUUACCCAGAUCACACAUCAGUGGCAUUAACACAAGCUUUUAAUCAUUGCAUAACAUCUGUGAACAACUCUUUGAACAUAUAUUAACUAAUGAUCCAUUAAGCAUUAUAUAAUGUUUGUUACUGAUUUAUUAAUGAAAGUUAUUAUAAAGUGUUACUCUGAUUUUUUUAUUUUAUUUUAUAAGAUUAGAGUGUAGCACUUAAAGUAUCAUAUAGAGAUUAAUAUCAGGUCUUUUUUUCAGUAUGUACAUAAUUUUGCUGUGUUUGUGAUAACUGUGCUUUAGUUUUGUGUUUAUACAUAGUCUGAAAGGCUUAUGGUAUUGGUCUUGUAGGGCAAUAUCAGACAAUCCUGUAUCCACAAACCCAAAGACUUCAGCCUUUAUACCCUUUUGCCGUUUUGUUCUUGAAUAAAUUACUUUUGAUUAUUUGACAAAUGUGCCAUUUUGGUUUCAAUUUAUCUGUAGAAUAUUUUUGUAGUGUUACACAACAUCACAGUCCGUAUCUCUGAGAUGGUUGCCUCUGACAAUCACACUUGUUCAGUUGUUGGACAUGAAGUUGAUCGGAAACCCGUUAUACCCAGAGACUGAAUCUUGCACUUGGCAGAGGAGCUUUGUGAGAUGAGAAUGAGGAGCAUGAGAUGGCGAGCAGAUGUUUUGUUGGGUUUAUUUGGACACUGCAGGAAGAAACAAUACUGAAUGUUACAUGUAUUUACUGUUAUGUACAUUGUAUCAUAUAAAUGUGAAUUUACUAGAAUUAAAGUAGUUUAAUGCAGGUACUAUUACAAAAAAGAUAUAAUAAACUAAAUAAAAUCGC